GCCAAUGAUUUAACGGGAGUGUGGCAUAUAUUGAAGCAUAAGUUGAAUGUUUUUGCAGGGUCAAGUUACAGGCAGUGGGUUUCAAUCUGCAAGAUUAUUCAAAACAUAAUUUCUUAUAUUUCCAAUUCGCUGACUGUUAUCAUCUCUACAAGCUGAGGUAAGACGCCAGCUCAUGAAAUAGAUGCAAAGAUGUCUGUCGAGUACCGUGGCUCUACAGUGACAAACAUGGAAAUGGACAGUAAUAUUGGCUAUAAGCAACUUUUAAUGGAUGGCAGCAAGAUUCGGUAUUCAGUGUAUGCAUUGAGAAAGAGCCCUUUCCGGGUUGCUACAGUUUGCCUUGGGCUGCUGUGUGUUGUCCUGCUGGCUGUGGUCAUAGGUCAGAGCAUCCACUCCAGAAAAGUUGAGCAAGACCAUCAGACCAGCCUAAAAACCGUGAGUAAGGAGAGAGAGGAUCUACAGGAGAACCUGAAGACAGUGAAAAAAGAGAAAGACAAUCUUGAGACCAUCCGUAAACAGUUACAGGACAGAUACGAUGGCAUAAAUAGAAGAACAACCUCGCUACAGGCCAAUAACGAUUUACUGACUCAGGAAAAAAACAGUCUACAACUUAGCCAAAGUCAGUUACAGGCCAGUAACGGUGCUUUAAGAAAAGAGAAUGAACAGCUAAAAGCCAGUAAAGACCUGUUGCAGACUAAUAACAAUGCCUUGUCUACCACCAAAGACUUGAUACAAAAAAAAUACGAUCAAGUGUUCAAACAGAAAAAUGAGUUACAGGCCAGUUAUAACUCAGUCACCAAAGAAAGGGAUGAUUUUCAUAACAAAUAUAAUAAUGUAACUAGAUCAAAAGAGCAAUUACAGAUGGAUUACAACACCUUGAUUAAGAAGGUAGAGCAUUUGCAGGACAGAUACAACUUCUCUUCCAAUGAGAAGGACCGGCUAGCAAGCAGUCACCAAAACCUGACGAUAGAAAAAGACACUCUGCAGGCCACUUGUAACCUAAUUUUAAAAACGUCCGAAGAGUUGCAGGCUUCUUACACUUCCUUGGUUCAGGAAAAAAGAGAGCUUGAAAGUAGUUGCAAUAAUGUGACAGUGGAGAGAGACCUGCUGAAGAUGAAAAACGACAACCUGACUGCUGAGAGAGACCUGUUGCUGGGGAAAGUUCAGAUACCGAACACAACAAUUCAAGAAAAGACAUGCCCCACUGGCUGGAAGAAAUUUGAAAACAGCUGCUUCUUCACUUCUGUUAGCAAGAAAACAUGGAACAUGAGCAGAGAUUUCUGUCAAAAAAAAGGAGCCGACCUGGCAAUCAUAAAAAGCAGAGAGAAAAUGACCUUCAUUAAUAGCUUGUAUGGAAGUGAGAAAGAAGUCUGGAUUGGAUUGACUGAUGAAGGAGUAGAAGGGCAGUGGAAAUGGGUAGAUGGGUCACCACUGACCACAGCGUACUGGGGUAAAAACCAGCCCAACAGCUAUGACGGGAGGAACCAGGACUGUGUGGAAUUCUGGCAUCGUGCCUCAGGGAAUGGCGACUGGAAUGAUGAGAACUGUAACGUAGAACAAAAUUGGAUCUGUGAGAUGUAGUUUUCCUGUACACAUAGAUGUACGGGUGUUGCUAGCCUUACUGGUGAUAAUCAUGUAAUAUAUGUAUAGUACAAAAACACAACAGCUAGAUUUGACUUCCUGUUGCAGACUAAUCUAUGUGUUGUGAUUGUUUUCCACACAUUCAGCCUCAUAGGUACUGUAUUGUGAUGAUUUGUGUAUUAAGCAGUUUAAUGAUCCACUAACUGACAUAUUUAAAUCUCUUUGAGAUUAUGUCAAAUUAAUUUGCCACUGUGAUUUACUAACUAAUAAAAGCAUCUUCCAAGACUUAUACUUAAUUAAUUACUUCCUGUUGAGCUAGUGACGGACCAGCUGGGCAGAGUUUAAGCUUUCUCUAAAAUUUGUUAAAUGUGUGUUAAAAGAGAAGCAAAUGUGGUGAAAGUGAAAUAUUCUUAGUGGCCAUUUUGGUUGGUUUUGGCUUAUUGUGUGACCAGGAAGGCACAUGUCCAGCCAGUGCGAAGAUUCAUAUUGAUGCAGGGGAAAUGGGUAACAGCAAUAUACUGUAUUAUGCAUAAUCGAAUAUGCAUAAACAACCAUUCAAUCUGUGCUUUAACUCUUCAAAUUACACAUGGAUGAAAGGCUGCUUACAUUGCAAAGAAAAUGUUUGCUUAUUUUAUAUUUUUCUAAACACAUUUUAUACGUUGAAACAUUUACAUGUGAUUAAAUAAAAGGAUCCAUUCUUGUUCUGCUAAUGUUAUGAAUCGUCCAUAGGCCCAAGUCAUUGGUACACUACACCUAAAGCUAUAGAUACUAGAUUAGUGUUGCCCUUUGUUUUGU
Micropterus salmoides (largemouth bass) is the source of this 2373-nucleotide messenger RNA. RefSeq names its product CD209 antigen-like. The record is from RefSeq and is a predicted model, not a curated record. The transcript is spliced from 7 exons. Lineage: Eukaryota; Metazoa; Chordata; Actinopteri; Centrarchiformes; Centrarchidae. The coding region runs from base 190 to 1578 and encodes 462 amino acids.